Dibothriocephalus latus is the source of this 510-nucleotide messenger RNA. Lineage: Eukaryota; Metazoa; Platyhelminthes; Cestoda; Diphyllobothriidea; Diphyllobothriidae. The record is from the annotation of a GenBank genome assembly.
AUGGAAGUCUUCGUACCCCAUAGACUGACAUUUCAUCUUUGUUCCACGUCUCCCCUUCUGUUGACGUUGCUUUUACUCCACACCUUUGACAGUUCCACGACCGUGUCCACGCGCUCUGGCGCUAUUCUCACCUCAAGCCCGCGGCGGACAAGAGACACAUCUGGUGAGGAGGAAGAGACGUCUGUGAGUGAAAUUCUCCUGGAUUCUACCUUCUGCCUCGAUUCAUUAGGCGUAAAACGUGGACUAUUUACCAGAUGGAUUGAUCCUCUUGGCUGUGAAUGCUCCUGUAAUCCAACCGGCAAAUUCGCUGUCAUUAUCUGUGACGAGUCCUGUUCCGGGGCCAGUACGGGGUCAGAGAGCCGGACUCUGGAGCAUGUUCUGGAACUCCCAGACAUCAAUCAGGACAAAGGCAAUCAGAAAUGUGAGGUCGUAUUGCGGUUUUGGUAUUUCCAAUCUCUUUUUAUUUAUUCCGCAAAUAAUUUUAUCGUAAAGUACUUUAAGUUCUCCUAA